Prunus armeniaca (apricot) is the source of this 1395-nucleotide messenger RNA. Lineage: Eukaryota; Viridiplantae; Streptophyta; Magnoliopsida; Rosales; Rosaceae. The record is from the annotation of a GenBank genome assembly.
AUGGGGAGGCACUCUUGUUGCUACAAGCAGAAGCUAAGGAAAGGCCUCUGGUCUCCUGAGGAGGAUGAUAAGCUUCUCAAUUACAUCACCAAGCAUGGUCAUGGCUGCUGGAGCUCAGUGCCUAAGCUAGCAGGUCUACAGAGGUGUGGGAAGAGUUGCAGGUUAAGGUGGAUAAAUUACCUGAGGCCUGAUUUGAAGAGAGGGCCAUUCUCACAGCAAGAAGAGAAUUUGAUAAUAGAACUUCAUGCAGUUCUUGGAAACAGAUGGUCUCAGAUUGCUGCUCAGUUACCUGGAAGGACAGAUAAUGAGAUAAAGAAUUUAUGGAAUUCCUGCAUUAAGAAGAAGCUGAGACAGAGAGGCAUUGACCCCAACACUCACAAACCACUCUCAGAGGCACUUGAUCAAGAUGACAAAGAGAUUAGCAAGCUCUCCCCAACCUACAGAAGCAAUGAGAAAGCCUCUGUGGGAUCAAAUGAACUCAAUCUUGCUGAGGCAGUGAAUUCAAAGCCACCUGCAGUCUCCGAAAACCGGUACCCGGUUGAGGUUUCUUCCAGCUCCAAGGUCCUCAACAACAACAGUAACAAUGGCAGCAGCAGCAGCAGCAAGAAUUUGACUGCUGUUAAUCCACCCACCCAAGAGUUCUUCCUGGACAGAGCUUGUACCACCUCACAUGAAGGCUCCACCAGCAGUUGCAGGCCCUAUGAUUUGGUGGGGUAUUUCUCUUUUCAUCAAAACCAAUCCAAUUAUGGAUCAGAUAUGGGGCUAGCAGUAAAUCCAAAUACCACUUUCAGCUUCCUCAAUCAAAAUCCAAGGUCUUCUGAGAUGCUACCGGUAGACUUCAGUUCUAGCAUGACACCAAGUCUUCUUCCAACCAUGUCAUCAAGCUCAUCAAUCUUCACAACUCCCCCCACACGUGUGAAGCCUUCCAUCAGCCUCCCCUCUGAUAAUUCAUCCACUUGGGAUUCAAACACCUUCAGCAACAAUGGCAACAGGAGCAGCAGCAGCAACAUGGAACUGCAAAGCAACAACAACAACAACAACAACAGCAGCAACAGCUUCUUUGACAGCAGCGCUGCAGCUUUUUCUUGGGGCCUGCCAGAGCCUGUAAAAUCUGACGAUGCAGAAGAGAUAAAAUGGUCUGAAUAUCUCCACAGUCCAUUUCUGAUGGGAACAACAACAACCGCUAUACAAAACCAUCAUCAAGCCUUUCAACAUAAUAAUACAUACACUCAUGAUCAGGUCAAACCAGAAACGUCGCAGUUUUUGUCAAACAGUUCAAGUGCAACAACAACAACUUCGACUUGGCACCAUCAGAACCAACAAGCUUUUCAAGCUUCAGAGAUGUGUACAAAGGAUCUUCAGAGACUUGCUGUAGCUUUUGGACAGACCCUUUAG